CUACAAUCCUCUACAGCGAUUCUUCAAAUUAAGUAAACGUAGUACUUACGAUUCUUAUUAGGUAAUCAUUCGAGUACUGACUUGUCAGCAUUGAAUAUUAUUCUGAUACACUGGCAUGAUCUCCUAUCGAUCUUGCUAGUUAAUUCACAUGUCGUAGACUUGUCGACAUGGAAAACACGAUAGAGCCGACGGCAUCGUAUACGCCAGUGUACGAUGGAGAGAUUGCGAAACGUUUAGAGAAUGAUUUUUCGAGAAUCCGAGAGGAAUGCUACUUGGAUCAUGCAGGAGCAACAUUAUAUUCUGAUACACAGAUAAAAAAUGUUGCUUCUGAUUUGCAUAAUUCACUCUUUGCUAAUCCACAUUCUAUUGGGACUGCCAGUAAUGUGACUCAAGAUCUUAUAGAGAGUACGAGAUAUCUGAUUUUGGAUCAUUUUCACACAUCCUCUGAUGAAUACAGUGUUAUUUUUACAUCAGGUGCAACUGCAUCUUUAAAGAUAAUAGCUGAUACAUUCCUCUUUUCAGAAGAUGGAAAACAUAUGUCCCAUUCAGGACACUUUGUUUAUACACAAGAUAAUCAUACUUCUGUUCUUGGUAUGAGAGAAGUUAUUGUUAAAAAAGGAGCCAAAGUAACUUGCUUAAGUCAUAGUAAUGUCUUUGAAAUUUUUAAUUCCCCUUCAAAGUCCUUGAGAUCCAGUUCCUUUUCACAACAGAAUAGCAAUUCACUUUUUGUAUAUCCUGCUCAAUGUAAUUUUUCUGGUUUAAAGUAUCCUUUAACAUGGAUCAAAGAUGUUCAUAAUGGAGUUCUGUCUAAUGUAGUUUCUGAUAAAUCCACAAAGUGGUAUGUUUUACUUGAUGCUGCUGCCUUUGCAUCAACAAAUGAAUUAGAUCUAUCUACUUUCAAGCCAGACUUUGUCUGUCUAUCCUUUUACAAAAUGUUUGGAUAUCCUACUGGAAUUGGUGCACUAUUAGUAAAAAAUUCUAAUGCAGAUGUACUUCAAAAAGUUUACUAUGGUGGUGGUACCAUAGAUGUUGCUUUGAGCUCUGAUAUGUUUCAUAUAAAACGAAAAAAUCUUCAUCAAAGAUUUGAAGAUGGUACUGUACCAUUUCUCUCUAUAAUAUCCUUAAGACAUGGCUUUGAUAUAUUAUCUUCUAUCACAAUGGAGAAGAUUUCAAAGCAUGUAUUUUCACUUGCAAAUUUUUUGUAUAAAUCCUUGUUAGAGCUACAUCAUAGCAAUGGAGAACCAGUUGCAAGAUUGUAUUCUGAUACUGCAUGUGAUAAUCCUGAUACACAAGGGGGCAUUGUUACUUUUAAUCUUAUAAGAUCUAAUGGUGAAUAUGUAGGGUAUAUGGAGGUCUUAAACAUGGCAGCUUUGUUUAAAAUACACCUCAGAACUGGUUGCUUUUGCAACCCUGGUGCAUGUCAGAGACAUUUAGCAUUAUCAAAUAAAGAAGUUCUUAAAAACUAUGAGGCUGGGUAUGUUUGUGGGGGUGCUGCAGAUUUGAUAAAUGGCAGACCAACUGGGGCUGUGAGAGUUUCAUUUGGAUAUAUGUCCACAAUUAAAGAUGUUCAAACUUUGUUGCUUAUGAUCAAAGAAUCCUUUGUGGACGGACCAUCAGUAAACAAAACUCCAGACUGGUGGUCAGACCACAAAACAGCUUUAUUUAAAAAGUUUUAUAAACCUGAUGCAGGUGCAAAAGAUCUAACAAAUGAUGCAACGAAUAAUAAUGCAAAUGGAAUUACAAAUAAAUUACAAAUUGUGAAAGAUUCAUUGACUCAUUUUAUCAAUGAUAAUCAAUUUUUCAAAUUGUUAAUGGACACUAAUGCAUAUAAAAAAAAAUGUACUUUGGACCAAUUGUAUAUAUAUCCAAUAAAAUCAUGUGCUGCUUAUAAAAUAACAGGAUCUUGGAAUUUAAAUUCUAAAGGUUUGCAAUAUGAUAGAGAAUGGAUGAUUAUUACAUCUUCUGGCACUUGUUUGACACAAAAGCAACAUAUUAAUCUUUGUCUAGUAAAGCCAAUUAUAUUUAAAGAUAAAGGAAUGAUGCAAUUGUAUUAUCCAGGAAUGCCUGCCAUAGAUGUGCCCUUAAACAUUAACUCUAUAAAUAUUAUAGAAGGGUCAUUAUGUCAAAGUAGAAUUUGUGGACAUAAGGUAGAAGGUAUUGAUUGUGGUUCAGAUGUUUCUGAAUGGUUAAGUUUAGCAAUAGGUCUCCCAAACUUACGGCUUAUAAGACAAAGUAAUUCUGAUAAUGAAAAAAAAGAGAGCAAUAAACUUGAAUUAUCGUUCUCUAGUCAAGCUCAAUAUUUAUUAAUAAAUAAAACAAGUGUACAAUGGCUCAGUGAUCAAGUGUCUGAUACAGAAGUUCAAAAAGACACAAUUAUAGAUAGAUUUAGGGGAAAUAUGAUAUUGAGUGGUUGUGAAUCUUUUGCAGAAACACAGUGGAAACGUAUUAAUAUUGGAAAAAAUAGCUUUGUGGUUACAGGGCCAUGUACUAGAUGUCAGAUGAUUUGCAUUGAUCAAACUACUGGUACAAAAACAGUAGAACCAUUACGUACACUUGCAGAAAAGUUUCAUGGGAAAAUGAGAUUUGGUAUUUAUUUAACCAAAGAAAAUACAGACGAUGGAAUCAUUGCUGUUGGAGAUACCGCUAUUAUUUCGUAAUUGAAAGAUUAUAUAAAAACUAUAGUCAUGACUUUUUAUAAAAACAAAAUGAAUACAAUGUUUCACAA
Messenger RNA from Habropoda laboriosa, 2725 nucleotides. RefSeq names its product molybdenum cofactor sulfurase 1 (gene mal). Gene Ontology annotation, biological process: Mo-molybdopterin cofactor biosynthetic process. Gene Ontology annotation, molecular function: molybdenum cofactor sulfurtransferase activity; molybdenum ion binding; pyridoxal phosphate binding. The coding region runs from base 168 to 2657 and encodes 829 amino acids. The record is from RefSeq and is a predicted model, not a curated record. Lineage: Eukaryota; Metazoa; Arthropoda; Insecta; Hymenoptera; Apidae. The transcript has 7 exons.